ACAGAUUUAUCAUUUCCCUUAUUGUGAACGUUUUUAUUUGUGCAUAAAAAUUCACUCAGUGGUCAUGGUGCCACAAAGAUGAGCAGUCCCUUUCUAAGCAGCCAUUUGUGUGCAAGGAAUGAGGACUUCAUGGUAUGUUACAACAUUAUUGCGUUUAUUAUUAUGCCACCAACCAUAGAAUACAAAUUUAUGCUACUAUAUUAUGCUUCUCUUUUUCUUCAAAGAAAAAGGUUAAAGUAUGUGUGCGCGCGCGCGCGCCUAAUCCACUGAAAUAUGGAGUGGUAUAAUAACUAGUAAUUAAGUCUAAAUGCUUGUUAUUAGAAAACAACAGAGAUUUUUCCCUUCCUAUUAUUUUUCCCUUUUAUCGAACAUGUCUCCAAUAUUGGAGCUAUAGAAACCUAAAAGCCCCACACCGCACACACACUGCAGGAUUAGAAGUGGUAUAGUUGGUAUUACAAAGUUACACUAAGAAAGGAAAAACAUUUGCAAAUUUCAAGUACUAGUUUUCAUAAUUAUAACUUCAAUUAUCUUUAGUUGUUCUUUUUGUACUACAACGAAUUUUGUGGGUUGGUUCUGCGGUGAGGAUUUUUAUGCUUUGAAGUUAAUCUAUGGUAUAAUUAUUCAUAAUUCUUCCCCAUUCUUCAUAUACAUAAAGUAUUGCAUGAAAAUAUGUACCUUCAAUAACUCUCCUUCUCAAUUGUCAAACCCUAGCUGAAGGUUACAAAAAGAUGGUGUCAUACGCAUGUCUCAAAAAUGGAGCCAUGUGUCAAUAUUUUUUAUUAUUUUCGGAGCAUUUUAGAAUCAUUCUUCAACUGCUCCUGCAUCUUAUAAUAUUGUAGAAAUUCUACAAAUUAAAGUCAGUCAACCUGUAGAAUUUAAUAAAUCAGCAAUAUUUGAUCAAUAGCAUGCCUGUGGUAUUGCUACAAUUUUUCCCUUAGAUAACAUUUGAUCAACCAAUUACAGCAAUUUUGGUACUUCAAAUUUUUGAACUAAUUAAUUACUUGUUCUUAUCUCUCUUUUUAAUGUAGUUUACCCUUCCCCCUUGUCACUUCUUACAACCAAAUGAAACCUACUAUGUUUCACACAAUGAGGACUGCUAGUACUGCUCAUCAAACCCUUAACUACUUAGAAUUAAUUAAACUGCUCCUCAAACUAAUAUUUUACGGAUGCCCAUUGAUUGUGCUGGUGAUCUAUAGAAUUCCAUGUAAUAUUCAGAGUAGCAGCAAUCACAUCCAGAGGCUGAUGCUCAUGUCCACUUUCAUGGAUGCAUCAUAGAAAGAUUAUUACAAAAUAUAUAUGUCUAUGUAUGCAUUCCUUCAAAACCAUUCAAUAGAUUAUAUAACACAGGGACUCUGGCAUCUUGAAAUGGCUGUAAAACCUUAUGCCUACAAACUAAAACCAUUCACUACUCUGUCUUUCAUCUUCUUCUCUCUAAUCCUCCUAAUUCUAAUACGGCCAUUCUUGCCAAACCCUCGUCCAAUUAAUGAACUAAACCGCCUUCAGAAUGACUACUACAAGGCGAUGUUUCAUCAAAGAGCAAGAAAUCCCAGAUGGUACAAUGUGCUUGCUCAAGCAGCCAACCGGAGGGAGUUCAAGGUUGGUCUGGUUAACAUGGAUGACGAAGGUGGUCAAAAUAAUGUACUGCAUGGAUUAGCAGAGAUGGUCUCUGUAGUUUUUGAUCGUGCAGGUGAGGAUCAUCGGUGGGAAGACUUCUUCCCUGAAUGGAUCGAUGAAGAGGAGAAGUGGGGCCUACCAUUGUGUCCCAAGAUCCCGAUGCCACGGUUCGAAGACUACAAUGAGCUCGACGUGGUUGUAGCUAGGGUUCCUUGUGGAGGAGUGAAGGAAGGUGUUAGGGAUGUUUUUAGGUUACAAGUUAACCUAAUUGUUGCUAAUCUUUUGGCGAGGAAUGGGUGGAGGAAUCUCAAGGUUGAUCGGACAGUUUACGCCGUGUUUAUCGGGUCCUGUGGGCCCAUGUGGGACAUCUUUAGAUGUGAUGAUCUCUUGUGGCAUCAAGGUGAUCAUUGGGUUUACCAGCCUGAUUUAGAAAGAUUAAAAGAGAAGGUGCUCAUGCCUGUUGGUUCUUGCCAACUUGCUUCUUCUCAUGCAGGUCUCCGAGCAGCAGGAUGGAAGGUGAAGUGUAUUAAACGCAUACAAAGCCCCCAUGCAGUAAAAGAUGCUUACAACGAAUGGAACUACAGCAAGCUUAGGAUUUGGGAGUUGACAGAGUACGAUAAACUAAUCUUCAUAGACUCUGAUAUUGUAGUCCUCAAGAACAUUGAUGAAUUCUUUGGUUACCCACAAUUAUCGGCUGCUGGGAAUGACAAGUUUCUGUUCAACUCGGGGGUGAUGUUGGUGGAGCCAUCCAAGUGCACAUUCAAAACUCUAAUGGAGAAUAGGUACAAAGUGAAUUCCUACAACGGGGGUGAUCAAGGUUUUCUUAACGAAAUGUUUACGUGGUGGCACCGGUGGCCUUCAAGGCUAAAUCGGCUGAAGAUAUUUAGAGGGGAAGAAUACAAGAAAGAGCAUGAGAUGCUGGGGAAUCUCUAUACCAUACAUUACUUGGGUUUGAAGCCGUGGGCAUGCUAUAUGGACUAUGAUUGUAACUGGGAUAAAUUGGAUCAUCAUCGUUUUGCUAGCGAUGCUGCUCAUUUUAGGUGGUGGCAAGUUUAUAAAGCCAUGCCAAAGAGGCUGCAAUCUUAUUGCGCAUUAACUGAAAGCAUGGAAGCUAGGAUACGAAAGUGGAGAGGGAUAGCUAAGGAUGCUAAUAUGCCUGAUGGGCAUUGGAAGAUCAAAAUAGAAGAUCCUAGGCAACAUCAUUCUUGACGU
This is a messenger RNA of Diospyros lotus (date-plum), 2826 nucleotides long. RefSeq names its product putative UDP-glucuronate:xylan alpha-glucuronosyltransferase 5. The transcript is spliced from 3 exons. Bases 1297 to 2823 code for a protein of 508 amino acids. Gene Ontology annotation, biological process: xylan biosynthetic process. Gene Ontology annotation, molecular function: glycosyltransferase activity. Lineage: Eukaryota; Viridiplantae; Streptophyta; Magnoliopsida; Ericales; Ebenaceae. The record is from RefSeq and is a predicted model, not a curated record.